Molecule: messenger RNA, 1286 nt
Organism: Sinocyclocheilus rhinocerous
Lineage: Eukaryota; Metazoa; Chordata; Actinopteri; Cypriniformes; Cyprinidae
Product: interferon regulatory factor 6-like
Exons: 5
Biological process (GO): immune system process; regulation of transcription by RNA polymerase II
Cellular component (GO): nucleus
Molecular function (GO): protein binding; DNA-binding transcription factor activity, RNA polymerase II-specific; RNA polymerase II cis-regulatory region sequence-specific DNA binding
Source: RefSeq, a predicted model, not a curated record
ACUCUCUGUCUGUCUGUCUCAGGUUCGGUUCCCACGUAUGAGACUGACGGCGAUGAAGACGACGUUCCCGACACCCCUGAACCUCCUCCUCCAUAUCCACCACACGGCAUGAGCUCGUCUCCGCUGGCUCCGGUCUGGACUCCUCCGGGCUCCGUGUCUCCCAUGCAGCCUCCCAGCUGUCCUCCUCCCGCUGCUCCUCCCUCUGUGGAGGUGUGGCCCAAGAAGGAGCCGCAGGAUGUGGAGAUGCAGCCGCCGCCCAUGGAGCUGCAGACGCCCACCCCACUGGAGGCCAUGUUCGCCACGCCGGAGACCUGGAUCAGCUCCCUGCCCAUGACGGAUCUGGAGGUGCAGUUCUAUUACCGCGGUAAGGAGGUGUGUCCGCCGGUGAUCGUCAGUAACCCGCAGGGCUGUCGUCUGUUCUACGGCGAUCUGGGGCCCAUCGUCAACCAGGAGGAGCUGUUCGGGCCAAUCAGUCUGGAGCAGGUGCGCUUCCCCUCCACCGAACACAUCACUAACGACAAGCAGCGAGUGUUCACGAGCCGCCUGCUGGACGUCAUGGACCGCGGCCUCAUCCUGGAGGUGAGCGGACACGACAUCUACGCCGUGCGCCUGUGCCAGUGUAAGGUGUACUGGUCCGGCCCGUGUGCACCCAACCCCAACGCUCCCAACCUGAUCGAGCGCCAGCACAGGGUCAAGCUCUUCUGCCUCGAGUCUUUCCUCAGCGUAUCUCCUCUCUAUGACAUUCACCUGUGUUUUGGUGAGGAGUGGCCCGACGGCAGACCGCGAGAACGCAAACUCAUCAUGGUGCAGGUGGUGCCGGUGGUGGCACGGAUGAUCAGCGAGAUGUUUUCUGGCGACUGCACGCGCUCCUUCGACAGCGGCAGCGUCCGGCUGCAGAUCUCCAUCCCCGACAUCAAGGACAACAUCGUGACGCACCUGAAGCAUCUGUACCGGCUCCUGCAGACGCACCAGGGGCAGGAGAACUGGCUCCCGCAGAGACUCUGAGCGCGUUUACUGUGUGGCCCAAGUCUAGCACACCAUUAAUGAUCAGCCACGCACUGACAGAUUUACACAAGCUUUUAUCAGCUCGACUCGCUUCCUGAUGUCUGAGCUUUUAGCUGCGCUCUUGUGCUUUUACUGCAGGUGUGUGUUACGCAAGCAAUCGGGUUUACACACUUUUUUGUGGGCACUUGUAGUUUUUAACCGUACUAUGUGUUUGAUGUCCCAUCAUGUAGAUUUGUGUAUUAAUGUUGAAUGAAUUUAUCAAAUAAAAAGAGAAAAUCACA